Molecule: messenger RNA, 2022 nt
Organism: Triticum aestivum (bread wheat)
Lineage: Eukaryota; Viridiplantae; Streptophyta; Magnoliopsida; Poales; Poaceae
Product: E3 ubiquitin-protein ligase RGLG5
Exons: 18
Coding region: 1-2022 (673 amino acids)
Biological process (GO): protein ubiquitination
Cellular component (GO): nucleus
Molecular function (GO): ubiquitin-protein transferase activity
Source: RefSeq, a predicted model, not a curated record
AUGCAGGUGCGGAUGACUUCCUCCUCUGCGGCUGCCCGCGCCUCCGCAUUAGCCGCCACCAUUUUCCACCGUGACACGGCCCUCGACGGCCCUUAUCCUCUCCUUCCCACGGCGGGACGCUCUUUCCCGGUGGGACUCAUAGUCUGCCGGAACGGUGAUGGGGAAAGGAGAGGUGUUCCGGCCGGUACCGUUAAACCCUACCCCUUUUUCCUUCCAAGAUUUGCUCGCUCUUCUCCGCAGAUUGCUGAUUCUGUUCGGGCGGCCAUGGCCACCACCAUUGCAACCAGGACACCACAGCAAGAACGCCGCGCCAAGUUCGGCGACGAUUACCACACCCUGGAGCAGGUGACUGAUGCUCUUUCACAUGCUGGACUUGAGUCCUCAAAUCUAAUCGUUGGGAUUGAUUUCACCAAGAGCAACGAAUGGACAGGUAAAGUGUCCUUCCACAACCGGAGCUUGCAUGCAAUAGGGAAUACUCCAAACCCAUAUGAGCAGGCUAUAUCCAUUAUCGGGAGAACCCUCGCACGAUUUGAUGAGGACAAUCUGAUACCAUGCUUUGGAUUCGGCGAUGCUACCACUCAUGAUCAAAAAGUAUUUAGCUUCUAUCCUGAGAACCAGCCGUGUGAUCGAUUCGAACAAGCACUUGGUCGAUACAGAGAAAUUGUUCCACAGCUUCGUUUGGCUGGUCCCACUUCAUUUGCACCUAUGAUUGAGACUGCUAUUGGGAUUGUUGAUAGUAGUGGUGGCCAGUACCAUGUUCUGCUCAUAAUAGCAGAUGGACAGGUUACACGCAGUGUUGACACUGGUAAUGGCCAGUUGAGCCCACAGGAAAGGGAAACUAUAGAUGCCAUUGUGAAAGCAAGUGACUACCCUUUGUCAAUUGUGCUUGUUGGAGUCGGUGAUGGGCCCUGGGAUAUGAUGAGGCAAUUUGAUGACAACAUACCUUCUCGUGCAUUUGAUAAUUUCCAGUUUGUCAACUUCACAGAGAUCAUGUCAAGGCCUAUUCCUACUAGCAAAAACGAGGCAGAAUUUGCUCUUUCAGCACUUAUGGAGAUCCCAGCUCAGUUCAAGGCAACAAUGAACCUCCAGCUUCUUGGCAAACGAAGAGGAUUUCCGCACCAAUCGGUGUUACCUCCACCGGUGAGUGUAUAUCGACAACCCUCUGGAUGCUCAGCAGUCAAGCAGAGUCAAUCGACUAGCACCAGCUAUGGGUCGCCACAGAAGAAUGCAUCAGCACCUCGACAGGACAGUGAUGUGGGUGAUCAGCAGACUUGUCCAAUCUGCUGGUCUGAAGCAAAGAACCUGGCUUUUGGAUGUGGGCACCAGACAUGCGCCGACUGCGGGAAAGAUCUGAAGGAUAAGCCGUCGCAGACAGUUAGCAAAGUGGCAGCAAGACCUGAAGAAAGGCAUAGUAAAGGAAGGAAGGAAGGAAGGAAGGAAGGAGGAGCCGAGGCCUGCAUGACUCCCUCAAUGCCAACCAGGAGGGACGCCUCCCACAGCGGCGCGCUUCUCGGAUGGCAUUCAGGGAGCCAGGCAAGCGGCACCAGCCAGCCAGCCAUACAUGCACUAACCUUUUGCAUCAAGCUGGGCUGCACCAUCCAUCCAUCCAUAGUUCCAUACACGGCUAAGCUGCACCCCGGCAAUACAAUGCCGACGAAACAGCUCCAGAAUUCAAGAAAACUGCGUGUGCGACUGAGAGCAGGAGCAGAGGGGGACCUUCUGACAGCAAGUGCAGGAAUCGUUUCACGCAAGAAGCACAUUGCGCUAUGUGACAUGCACAUCAUUCAAGAACGCAAUAUCGGUCUUUUGGUUGCAUUGGCUAGAGCAUUCACUUCUACAGGAGGCAAGGUGGCCAUUGCACGUGGCAAAGGAGGAGAUUCCCGCAUGCGCUGCCGUGACAUACCGCAGGACACAGGGACAACCAUUUACGUACACACGCAGUUGGAUGAAGCUGAAGGGGCACGUUGGAUGGCGGCCUUCGGCAUCAAUGUCCGCAAACUGGUUCCCCCUAUCCGCGGAUAA